UAUUCUCAGUCAACCUUAGAAUUGCCUAACGUAAACUACUUAUUGGAAAACGGUAAAAAAAAGAAAUAAAAAAUAAAAAAAAAUAAAAAAAUAAAUAAAAAUAAAAAAAUUUAUAAAGUUACUUUGGAUUAAACUCGUAAACCGUAAAAUCGUCUAAGAUAAGAACAAUUUGAGCUUGUAGAAUAACUGAGAUUAACUCAUCGAAAAAUGGGCCAUUUGCUAUCCAAACCAGUGACUGACAUAGAGACAACAUCUGGUCAGAACUCGAAGUAUCGUGUGGGCUCCAGUUGUAUGCAGGGAUGGCGCUCCACCAUGGAGGAUACUCACACUCAACUUCUCUCACUACCCGAGGAUCCGAAUGCUGCUUUCUUUGGCGUUUUUGAUGGUCAUGGUGGCGACAAUGUGGCCAAAUAUGCGAAGGAACAUUUGCACAAAUUUGUGAUAAAGCAGGACGCCUACAAGGAUGCGGAUGUAGAACAAGCUCUGAAAGCAGGAUUUCUGGAUAUUGAUGAUGCUUUGCGAAAGAAUGAAACAUGGAGCGCUCAGAUAAUCGGAACCACUGCUGUUGUUGUCCUGAUCAAGGAUAAUGUGUUGUAUUGUGCCAAUGCUGGAGAUUCCCGUUGCAUUGCCUGUGUGAAUGGUGAAUUGGAGUUGCUGUCCGUGGAUCACAGGCCGGACAACGUGACCGAAAUGCAACGCAUUCAGGCGGCAGGUGGUUGGGUGCGAUUCAAUAGGGUUAAUAAUAACAUUACCAUAUCUCGUGCUAUAGGUGAUUUCUAUUAUAAAAGCUCAAAGGAAGAUCCACAGCUACAAUUGGUUACAGCGUAUCCAGAUGUGGAGGUACGGAAAAUAACAAAGGAUUAUGAAUUUAUCCUUUUGGCUUGCGAUGGCAUUUGGGAUGUUAUGAGUAACAUGGAGGUCUUGGAAUUUUGUCGCACACGCAUCGGCUUGGGAAAGUUACCGGAGGAGAUAUGCGAGGAUUUGUUGAAACAUUGCCUGGCUCCGGAUACCCCAACUCGCAGCCAAGGCACUGAUAACAUGACCGUCAUAUUAAUUUGCCUUCUAAACGAGAAUCCUUAUUCUUAUUUAAUCAAUCGCUGCAAGCCACGCAUUAACACAAAUGAUUUGGUUGAAGAUAUCCAGGUUAAUGUAGCUUUGCCGGAUAUGCCUCUUUUGGAUAUGUCUGAGGACACUACUGUGUAAGGCCUUGUGUUCAUUCAUUGCUUGCGGAAAAGAAUAUGGAGGGUUAACUUAUUUUUCCAUAUCUUUUUCAAAUCUAUUUUGAUGCCAAUAAAUAUGAUACAUGACUAGUUCAGAA
Molecule: messenger RNA, 1318 nt
Organism: Drosophila willistoni
Lineage: Eukaryota; Metazoa; Arthropoda; Insecta; Diptera; Drosophilidae
Product: probable protein phosphatase 2C T23F11.1
Exons: 2
Coding region: 208-1203 (331 amino acids)
Biological process (GO): protein dephosphorylation
Molecular function (GO): cation binding; protein serine/threonine phosphatase activity
Source: RefSeq, a predicted model, not a curated record